CCGAAAGUCGAUGCGCGGGUGUUCUUGCUCAGCGGCGUGGCCGGAAGCGGCAAGUCGACCAUCGCGCAGAGCGUGGCCCAAUGGUGCUCGGAGCGCGGGUAUCUCGGCGCGAGCUUCUUCUGUUCUAGGGAUAAUAGAGCAUGCAGUGAUAUUCAGAUGAUAUUCCCCACGAUCGCCUACCAGCUUGGUCUGUUCUUUCCCGAAUUCCAGCACAAGACCGCAGAGGCCAUGAAGCGGGAACCUCACAUCCAGACAACUCUCGUCUCUCAUCAACUCAAGCGUCUGAUUGUCGAUCCUCUGCGAGAGUUGCCAGCAUUCCCACCCUGCGCGGUCGUCAUUGACGCAUUGGACGAGUGCAAGGACGAUCACGCAACGUCUCUCAUUGUCCGUGCUCUGUCCGAGUGUAUCUCCGACCUGGCUCCCUUGAAGAUAUUCCUCACCAGCCGCCCCGUCCGGAACAUCACCCAUGGCUUCCGUUCAACCGGCCUA
Messenger RNA from Phanerochaete carnosa HHB-10118-sp, 489 nucleotides. RefSeq lists its product as uncharacterized. NCBI's taxonomy places the organism in Eukaryota, Fungi, Basidiomycota, Agaricomycetes, Polyporales, Phanerochaetaceae. The transcript has a single exon. The record is from RefSeq and is a predicted model, not a curated record. The annotation marks the transcript as partial.